UGACAGUGACAGAAAAGGUGCAAUCGUGUCCUGCCUCCCCUCCCUUUCCUCCGUUUCGCGAACUUAUUUUUAUUUUUAACUUUGUAAAAGUUUACGUGUCGUAUUUUAAUAAACUUUUAACAACGAUUUUAAGUUUAAUUUCGAGAAACUGCUAUUUAAAUAUACAUAGUGACAAUUGACUGUAUUUCAGUUGUACUGUUGUUGAAAUGUCCCGUUUGGAAAGUUUGGAGAUCGACUCGUAUUGGGAUCUGAAACUUGCCAAUGUUUUGUGCAACUCCAACUUGGUUUAAAAAGUAAAGUAGGUAAGUACCGAUAAACCUUCAACCUAUUCACCAAACCAAAACUAGCAUUCAUUCCAUAACACAAGCAACAAUGUCAAGUAGUACGGAGCCAGUGACGUACGAGGAGCUGGAGAACACGGACGUGAUCAGUGUGGAGCUGGUGCCGGAGCGGAAGGGGCUCAUCCUGAAGCACUGCGAGUACUAUGUGAGCUCGCGCCGCCACGGCACCACCGUCACCCGCAGAUACAAUGAGUUCUCACAGCUCUAUGAUGUACUGCUCAAUAAGUAUCCAUAUAGAGCAAUAUGCAGUCUACCCCCAAAAAGAGUGAACGUGAACGGCGGCAGCCCGCGCUUCCUGCAGCGGCGGCGCGCGGCCCUGCAGCGCUGGCUGACGCUGGUGGCGCGGCACCCCGUGCUGGCCCACGACGCCGACCUCAGGGCCUUCCUGUGCGAGCCCAACCCGCGGCUCGAGAGGCCCAAGCACGAUGAGUUCAUGCUGGCGGGCUGUCAGGAUCCUACGCCCGUGGACAUGCUGACGGAGCAGCUGGCGGCGGCGGCGGCGGCGGAGCAGGACCGCCUGCGCCUGCUGCAGCUCGGCCUCGAGCGACUGCUGCAGAUAUUCGAUAAAGUGGAAUCUCGUCUAGAAGCGGACCGCAGCGACGUGCGUGCCCUAGGCGCUGGACUGACCGCGCUCUCCACCGCCAGCCUCCCCCCCUCGCCCCUCCCCCCCUCUCCCCUCCCCCCCGCGAGCACCGCGCCAGUGAGCGUGCCGUCGCAGCCCCGCUUGAAGGAAGCUGCCCGAGUGGCAUCAGAGAUCCCGGACAUGCCGGAGCAGGACGACUCGGGCGCCAUCUCCACGUUCCUGCUGAGUGUGGACGCGGUGGCGGCGGCGCGCGCGCUGGCCGCCCGGCUUGCACGCCCGCAGCCGCCGUCGCGGCAGCGGUAUGCGCUGAAGUGUCAACUGCAGGAGGCGCAAGUAGCCCUGGCGUACGGGCUGGCGGCGAUCCAGGCGCUGCCCGAGCUGUUCUGCGCACGCGCCGAACGACACGCUGAGGCCGCGCGCCUGUGGGCCGAUAUACACGCGACUCUUGACCCAAGCCACAGUAGACAAUAAUAUACACACGGCUCUCAAUGCAAGCAGUACUAACGCGACUCUCGAUGCAAGUUACAGUAGAUAGUAGUUCACAUGCCGCCCUAGACUAGUGCAAGUACAACAGAACUCAGAUCUCCCGCGCACUAGGCAUAGGCAGCCAGGCUGCGCAGCCAGGUUGUGGCAGCCAGGUUGCGGCAGCCAGUAAAAUAUGGAAUUCGUAGCUGCCUAGUGCGUGGGCUCCCAUACAACGUCAUAUUAUUAUGAUAUUAUGUUUCACUAGCUAACGCAGCCUUAGCUUAUAUUUAUGUGAACGUCAUAGUAAGAUUUUGAAGUUAAACUUCUUAAUUAUAAUACUUCACAUCUGCUAAUAAGACCAUUGUAUGAAUUUGGCUCGAAUAAACUUUAUUGUUAAC
Molecule: messenger RNA, 1787 nt
Organism: Plutella xylostella (diamondback moth)
Lineage: Eukaryota; Metazoa; Arthropoda; Insecta; Lepidoptera; Plutellidae
Source: RefSeq, a predicted model, not a curated record